This is a messenger RNA of Helianthus annuus (common sunflower), 863 nucleotides long. Its product is annotated as putative germin-like protein 2-1. Gene Ontology annotation, cellular component: cell wall. Bases 36 to 722 code for a protein of 228 amino acids. Gene Ontology annotation, molecular function: manganese ion binding. The record is from RefSeq and is a predicted model, not a curated record. Lineage: Eukaryota; Viridiplantae; Streptophyta; Magnoliopsida; Asterales; Asteraceae. The transcript is spliced from 2 exons.
UCAAAUUCUAUAGUUCAUCCCACCUCUUCAACUCAAUGGCAACAUCUUUUUUCUUGUUCAUCUUGACAGCAACAUUCAGUUCCUCAAUCCUAACAACUGUCUUUUCAUUUGAGCCUGCUCCUCUACAAGAUUUUUGUGUAGCAGAUCCAUCUAACCUAGUUUUUCGUUUAGGUGCGGUUAGAGUAAACGGACUGGCUUGCAAGAACCCGUUGUUUGUCCAAGCUGAUGAUUUCUACUAUAGCGGGCUGCAUGUCGCCGGGGACACCCAAAACUCUUAUGGGUUUCGGAUCAGCCCAGUGUCCGUAUACCAGAUACCGGGGCUCAACACACUUGGGAUCUCAAUGAUGCGAAUUGACUACGCACUUUGGGGAGCUAACCCACCACACACUCACCCUCGAGCAACCGAAAUACUCACGGUUUUAGAAGGAACUCUUCAAGUUGGGUUCAUUACAUCCGACCCACAAAACCGACUCAUUACUAAAGUUCUUCAACGUGGUGAUGUGUUUGUUUUUCCAGUUGGGCUGGUUCAUUUUCAAAGGAAUAUGGGACUUACAAAUGCGAGUGCGAUAGCUGCGUUGAGUAGUCAAAAUCCCGGAGUUAUUAGCAUCACAAACUCAAUAUUUGGGUCUACUCCUCCCAUUUCAACGGAGAUUCUGGCACAAGCAUUUGGAGUUGAUAACAAAAUAGUAAAACUCCUGAAAAAGAAGUUGACACAUAUGUAAAACUUAGUAAGGAUGUGUGUGUUUGGAUGUUGGUAUUCGUGUUUGUGUUCGGUUUUCUGGAUCGCCUUAAGGAAAGUCUUUGAUCGCUAGGGGUCGGAUACUUAACCAGUAUGAUAAUAAAGUAUAGUACAAUUACCAAGA